AAGCUUAGCCGGAACCUAAUUCAUCUCUACGGUAGAUUGAGUUUUGUUGAUUUAUCGUUGUUUUGAUCGUCUUCGCAUUUCGAACAGGUACAAUGACGAACUUGUUUUCACUCUCCGCCGGUGACUGGCCUGACCACUGCCGAUUGGUGAUGUAUUAUCCUACCGGGCGCUACAUUCAGUUCCUCAGGGCCUGGUGCCCACGGGGUCCCACAAUAGCACAUCUUCCGUGAGCUUCUCCUGGAUCUUCCGGAGGUCGUCAGACAUCACGAUGUUGAACAACGAUGUUUGACAUAUAAAAGGCGGACAUGGCACUACGAAGGUAAUAUCUCUCCAGUCAUCUCAAGCAGUCUUCUCGCCUGACCUUUAGUUACCCUUCAAAUCAUUAAGUCCACACCUGUUUCACAUCAUCGCACCAUGUCGAACGGCCCAAUUACCACCGAACAGGUGGUACUCGACCACGUCAAGGGUGAUAUCGAAGACUACGAUGAUGUUGUCCAAUCAGCACGACAAGGUAUGGAAAGCGAGAAAUCGCUAUCACUCAAGGAAAGUCUAAGACGUUAUCCACGAGCGGUAGCUUGGUCCGUCUUGCUAUCCACAUCACUUGUCAUGGAGGGCUUUGACGUCAUCCUCAUCAAUAACUUUUAUGCUCUUCCUCAAUUUGUCCAGAAAUAUGGUGUUGAGCUUGAAGGCGGUUGGUCUAUUACUGCCGCUUGGCAAGCAGGUCUCACCAACGGUGCCAACGUCGGUGAAAUCAUCGGUCUCUGCAUAAAUGGCUGGGCGUCUGAGAGAUUCGGUUACAAGAAGACAAUGAUUGGUGCCCUUAUCAUGAUGAUUUGUGCUAUCUUUAUUCCCUUCUUCGCGCAAAAUAUUCAGACGCUGCUGGCGGGUGAGAUCUUACAAGGGAUCCCCUGGGGUAUCUUCCAGACUCUAACUACCGCAUACGCCGCCGAGGUCUCUCCAGUAGCUCUCCGACCGUAUCUGACGGCAUAUGUCAACCUCUGUUGGGUAAUAGGUCAAAUUAUUGCUUCCGGAGUCCUUCGAUCCGUUCUGUCAAUGGAAACGCAAUGGGCUUAUAGGCUACCCUUCGCUCUCCAGUGGAUUUGGCCCGUUCCAAUUUUAGUUGGCUGUCUUUUCGCCCCCGAAUCACCUUGGUGGCAAGUACGAAACGGCCGACACGAUGAUGCUCGACGAACAAUUCGACGGCUCUUUAGCAACCCUUCUGAUGAGGAGGUUGAGAACUCGCUCUCCCUCAUGAAACACACCAACGCCAUUGAAAAGACCAUGGCCGAAGGUACUAGCUACUGGGAUUGCUUCAGAGGUGUCGAUCUUCGCAGGACAGAGAUUGCGGCUGCGGCUUGGAUGAUUCAGAAUCUGUGUGGAGCUGCAUUCAUGGGUUAUUCUACCUUCUUCCUGGAGCAAGCCGGUCUCCCUACCACCCAGGCCUUUAACCUGUCCGUUGCCCAGUAUGCUCUCGGUAUCUGCGGGACUGUUGUUUCAUGGAUCCUUAUGGGACGUGUCGGCCGGAGGAGACUAUAUUUGGCCGGUCUCGCCGGCAUGGUCGUCUUUCUUGUAGUCAUUGGAGGACUAGGCUUCAUUUCAGUUUCAAAUUCGGGUGCUCAGUGGGCUAUCGGGGCGCUGCUUCUCGUCUACACUGCAUUGUAUGAUGGGACUGUUGGUCCUGUUUGUUACACCAUCGUCGGCGAAAUUUCGUCAACUCGACUCAGGGCCAAGACUGUUGUAAUCGCUCGAAUCGCAUACAAUAUCAUCGGUAUCGUCAACGCUGUUAUCAUGCCUUAUUUCCUCAACUCUGCCAAGUUGAAUUGGGGUGCCAAGACCGGCCUUUUCUGGGGCGGGUUCGCGUCCUUAUGUUUCAUCUGGACGUAUUUCAGGCUUCCCGAAGCCAAAGACAGGACAUAUGGUGAACUCGACGUCCUAUUUGAGAACAAAAUCUCUGCCAGGAAAUUCGCUUCGACAACCGUUGAUCAGUUCGCUGGCCACGAAGCCCAGUUUGAUGAUACUAUUCCCGUUGAAACGUUUGACGAAAAACUGUCUGGCAAGCCUUCCGUCACCCACGUGGAGUAUAUGCCAACGGAUUCAAAAAAGUAGAAGCUAGAGCAGGGCGAGGUCAUCAAGUUUUAACAGGCUGAAUUGGAAGCGAGAAAUGGGAGAAGUAUUUUCUGUGCUGAUUGGCGUCAAGAAUUUAGGGGUUUGAAGUUUUGAAAACAAAAGGUCUUCUCAAUCGAACACGUUGUACUGGGUAAUUGAGAUAUAUGUAUGUUGAGCGCGUGUCCAUGCGUUUUAGCCCUGAUUUUUGCAAGAUAAAAAUCCUGAUUCCCUAUCAGAUCGAUGGUACGAUUUGUUAGGCAAGGACGCUCAUCAUGCGGAUGCACGCAUGUACUAUA
Molecule: messenger RNA, 2402 nt
Organism: Cryptococcus deneoformans JEC21
Lineage: Eukaryota; Fungi; Basidiomycota; Tremellomycetes; Tremellales; Cryptococcaceae
Product: trehalose transport-related protein, putative
Exons: 9
Coding region: 415-2106 (563 amino acids)
Biological process (GO): carbohydrate transport; transmembrane transport
Cellular component (GO): membrane
Molecular function (GO): carbohydrate:proton symporter activity
Source: RefSeq, a predicted model, not a curated record